Molecule: messenger RNA, 781 nt
Organism: Drosophila subobscura
Lineage: Eukaryota; Metazoa; Arthropoda; Insecta; Diptera; Drosophilidae
Exons: 3
Coding region: 297-749 (150 amino acids)
Source: RefSeq, a predicted model, not a curated record
UGUCGCUUUGUAGUCGCUCUGUUGUGGCCAGCCGCUGAUAUGGCGACGGCCAGCCCCCAGUCUCGCUGGCGGUCCCGCCUUUCAUGCUUGCUAGCUGGCUAGCUGUCGGUGUGCAGUGUUAGUUGUUCCGUGCCAGUCCGUCAGGCGACAACAAUGACCAUUCCACUAGAGGACGCCGACAGCGUGACAGCAAUUAUCGAUUUUGGAUACACACUGUAGAGAGAGAGAGCUGUAAGGUUCAAAGGAAAAGUUCCAGCUCGGGUACCCGCUGGGCACCCACACGGUACAGCCUCUACAUGAGCAUGUUGGGGUUUGUCUAUCUGGUUCUCAUCUUGGGCUGGAUACUGAUCGUGCUGUUUCUCAAGUGCAAAAAGUCCUUGGCCGCACCAUUUCGCUUUGGCGAGAACUACACAGAUGCCAUAGCCGAUACGGCCGAACGUCGUCCUUCGGUGCAUGUGAUACAGCUGCAGCAUGAGGAUGUGGAGAGCCAGGACCACUAUAUGGAUAGCUUUCACAGGAACACGGACAACCUGCAGCGGUACUCGCAUCGCUCGCAGCGCUCCACCCUGGAAGAGCGCACCGUUGAACGUGCCUAUCCCACAGAUGCCGUGAUUAAUCCGGCCUACAUGCACGACGAGGAUUAUGUGAUCAAUGCUCCGCCACCGACGUACGAGGAGGUGAUGCGCCAGCCACAGAUCUAUCCACAGGUUCGCCACAACAAUCACAAGAUAAGCGAUGCUAACAUUUAGACUUAGCCAAGGAUUGAUUUGUACAUAACUGG